UGUUCACAAAUCAGUGCAUCCAGAAGCGGUGUGUACAUUGUAGAUCCGUGGUUUAUGUUGAUUGAUUAGGAUGAUGGUUGACCGAUUCUUACCUUUAUACAAUGUCUGAGAUAGAUGGCUGUGUGACGCUUUCAAAGAGAACAGGAAAAAAUAUUGGUGCGAGCUACACACUGCCAUAGGACGAGACAAAGAUGACAGGACAAGUAUUAAUUACUGCAUUAAUUGUCAGUCUGGCCACUCUCGUUAGCGUCGUAGAUGGACAGUUCUCGACAGGGCACUCACACCAUGGCAGAGGAGAUAUCCGUUGUAUGUAUUGCACGCCAGGCACGUGUGACAACGUUACCAACACGUGCACCAGCUGCCUUGACGGUUUCUAUGGAGAUAUGUGUAAACAAACAUGUCCUAACACUUGCAUGUCCUGUGACAAAGUUAGCGGCAAUUGUCUGAAAUGCAUGAACGGAUUUUUUGGUGAGGGGUGCAACAAGGAGUGCCGUCAAUGUGACACGUGCGACAAAGUCACCGGGGCAUGCACCUCGUGCUGGUCCAACAACUGGGGAGAAAACUGCCAGAACACGUGCGAAGAAACGUGUCAACGAUGUAAUGUUGCGACAGGAGAAUGCCAAUACUGCGCCACCGGUUUUUACGGAGAAGGGUGCAAUCUAAUGUGUGAUUACUGUCGGCAGGGUAUGUGUGAUCGAGACUUGGGGAAGUGCUCUUACGGAUGUAACGAUGGGCGAUACGGCGAAAAGUGCGAACUGUCGUGUCCUCAGAAGUGCCGAGUCUGUAACCAAAAUGAUGGACGGUGCAUGAUGUGCGAACCUCCCCUGUGGGGAGAAUAUUGCGACAGCAGGUGCCCGGUCAACUGCGAUUUCUGCAAUAUCACGACAGGUGAAUGCUUAGAGUGCAACCCUGGGUUUUAUGGUGAAAAAUGUGCUUUGAACUGUCACAACUGCAUGGACGGCUAUUGCGAAAAAGAUACAGGUUACUGUCAAGGUGCUUGCCUGGAUGGCUGGUUUGGUGCCAAGUGUGAUAAAAAAUGUAUGAAGCAUUGUCGUCGUUGUGCUGAAGAAAACAAAUGCAUGCUAUGUGAAAAGGGAUUGGCAGGUGAAAACUGUGACGUACAGUGUCCAACGCGGUGUCCAACAUGCGCAAAUGAUAUACUCACCGGAAAUAUUAUGUGUCUGGAGUGUGGGGGCGAUUUCAAAAUUCCUGAGAAAAACUGCUCGUGUACAAAUACUAAAUGCACAAAAAUUACGGAAAUUCGAGGAAAAGGAUUUGCUUGCGAAAGGUGUGCAGAAGGGUGGUAUUUAAGAGAUGGAACCUGCUGCCCAUGCCAUCAUUGCGCUGGUGGAAACCAAUUCUGCGAAAAGAACGGAAACUGCAAAAAUGGUUGCGAACCGAAGUAUUUCCCCGCCACCGAAGGUUGCGACCAGUACUGCGAUAUUCCGCACUGUACUUGGUGCGAAUCCUUUUAUGGACAUGGUAAAAUAUGUAAGGGCUGUGACGAGGGGUAUUUCCUGGAGAGACAUGGGUGCACUCCAUGUAGCUCAUUUUGUAAAGGCGGUUCACUGAGGUGCAAUCAGAUGACGGGAGUCUGUCUCGAUGGCUGCAAGAGCGGAGGGUACGGUGAGAAAUGCGAUUCUUCUUGUCCUGACAAACACUGUCCUCAUCUUGUUUGUGAUAUCAAGAACUGUGACGUCUGUGAAAAGUCCAUGUCUUCUGCUGCAAAAUGCAGAAAGUGCAGGGAUCGGUACUACCAAUCAAACGGCAAGUGCUUAGCAUGUAGUCCUAAUUGUGAAGGAACAAAAGGUCUUUGCGACAGCAUAACUGGAAAAUGUCUGGAAGGAUGCAAGAUGGGCUGGACCGGAGACAAGUGUAACGUAGAGAAUGUUAUAAGAAUAGAACCAAGCGUCAAAAUCUGCAGAGGAAACUGUUUGUCAUGUGACUCUAAUACUGGGGAGUGUGCAGCUUGUGUUGCGGGGUCGUGGGGCUCGCGUUGCAAUAAAAUAUGUCCCGAAAACUGUAGAACGUGUGAUCACAAGACUGGAAAGUGUGUCGUAUUCUGUAGCAAGAACUGCAAGCGGGUCGGAAACGAACUUUUGCCUUGCGAUAGCAUCACAGGCGAGUGUUUGUAUGGGUGUGUUGAGGGAUGGAUGGGGGAGACAUGCAGGUACAAAUGUCCUGAUAACGGGAAGUGCACGAUCACCAGGAAACCCGUGUUUGAAACGGUUUACUUCAGAAAGUAAUGAAUUUUUUUUGGUAAAAAAUACUUUUUGUACAAUCAUUUUAUAUUUUUGUAUAUCUGCGUUUAACGGUACGCUUGAUCGUAAAUUAAGAAGUUUUGUGAUGUACUUAUUCAUAUAUUGAUGUAUUUUCAUGUAUUUCUUAGUAACUGUGUUACUACAUGGUACUUGUAAUAAUAUAUCUGAUUCAUUAAAGGAUUUA
Magallana angulata is the source of this 2445-nucleotide messenger RNA. Its product is annotated as multiple epidermal growth factor-like domains protein 6. The record is from RefSeq and is a predicted model, not a curated record. The transcript has 3 exons. Lineage: Eukaryota; Metazoa; Mollusca; Bivalvia; Ostreida; Ostreidae. Bases 192 to 2246 code for a protein of 684 amino acids. Gene Ontology annotation, molecular function: scavenger receptor activity.